Messenger RNA from Adelges cooleyi (spruce gall adelgid), 1958 nucleotides. Its product is annotated as cytochrome P450 6a8-like. Lineage: Eukaryota; Metazoa; Arthropoda; Insecta; Hemiptera; Adelgidae. The record is from RefSeq and is a predicted model, not a curated record. Bases 215 to 1582 code for a protein of 455 amino acids. The transcript has 5 exons. Gene Ontology annotation, molecular function: iron ion binding; heme binding; monooxygenase activity.
UAUUCGUCAACUCGUCUACCGACAAACCAACCUAGUCGGGGAGGGAACGUGUAUGGUCGAUCACUUUCUCCAAUUUACAAUUUUUCAAAACCUGACCGGCGUGGCCGCUCAAUUGUCACAACCAUAGUUACCGUUGUUUGGUGCGCGCCCGCGUAAGACUGUUCGUUUAACUCGUCUGAAGUUUUUUACACGUCUUUUGAGAAUAACAGCUGUGAUGUACUCAACGUUGGCUUUAGAGUCGUUGGCGUUUGCCGCGUUUGUCGUUAUUGCCGUUUUGCUGCCGUACGUCCGGCGGAAGCAUAACUACUGGACGAGUCGCGGUGUGCCGGUAGCCGCAGGUCAAUCGGUAUUGACUACGUUACCAGUGUGCCGUUUGGACGAAAAGGCUCUGACGGCUUACCGCGAAGUCGUUGUCGACGCUCCGGUAAUGGGUUUGCACGAUGCCGGUAAGCCGUGUGCUUUGGCUUGUGAAGUAAGAGUGGCCUCGGUCGUUCUAGGCAACGAUAGCUUCGUCGAAGACGACGGCACUUCGCCGGCCGCCGGUUUCAGCCGGAUUCCAAACGUACUAACGGAAGACGCGAUGUACACCUUAGCGCCGGUUAUGGCGGAAUGCGUGGCCGAAUUGACCACGUCCAUGGAAGCGAUUGCCAACCGCAGGAUGACUGUGACUCCGAGGGCGAACGUGAAGAGGUGUGCUACCAUUGCCGUGGCCACUUGUGUUUACGGCCAGCCAAUAAUCGACUCGCAGAUGAAGACGUUUGAAGAUAAUUGCGAACAAGCUUUGCGAGCAAGGCGGGACCCGGUAGCCACCGCCAAGCACAUGUCUGCAUACGAGGAGAAAACGUCGGCCAACUGUUUCAAAACAAUUCUGUGCAAGGCCGCCAACACCGAAACCGUUGACUUUGAAGUGCGAUCAGACCUGUUCACUUUUGUUACCUGUGCCAUCGAAUCCACGGCAAAUCUAGUAACAGCCGCUUUGUACGAGUUGUCUCGAGAUCAUCAAACACAAUCUCUACUCAGGGAACACUUGGACUCCGUACUGGACGAACAUUCGACUUCCAUUACUGUGGAACAAAUGGACCGAGUGCCAUACUUGGAAAAUGUAAUACGAGAAACGUUUCGAAAAUAUCCUAUAUCGCCAGUGAUUCGUCGAGUAGCCAUCAAACCGUACACCGUGGAAAAGCAACAGAAAUCAGUGACCAUCGAACCCGGAGUACUUACAUUGGUGCCGGUUCAUGCUUACCAUCACGACAAAAGACAUUUCGCCAACCCCGAAGAGUUCCAACCGCAUCGGUUUCCCGGACAAUUGUCAUCCGCUUACAUGCCUUACGGUAGCGGGCCGCAAUCCUACAUAGGCAAAAACUUUGUGAGCCUGGAGGCUAAGAUGAUUAUUGCAAUGUUAAUUUCUAAGUAUGAAUUCAACGUGAACAGCGCUGAACCCGGACGAACACCAGAUCCGUUUGACAAGUCAUCGUUUGCCGGGGUCAAAGUUCAGUUAUCUAAUAGGCUGCAACGAGACAGGACUUUAGAAGAAUCCUUACGACAUAUUAACGAAAAAAACAAAUUAUUUAAAUUAUUUUAAGGAAUCUACUUAGGAAUCUCUGAGUAGAAGAGGCGAUAUUAAACUAUUAAUUAUUAUUAUUUUUAUUAUUCAUAUUAAAUACUUAUAAUAUGCAAUAUACAUGUAAUGUUAUUUUAUAACGAUUAGGUUAAUGGAUAAAUAGGUUGCCGACAAGACAAUAACUAAUACGCACAUCCAGCUAGUUUUUUAGUAUAGUGUUUAAUAAUAUUAUCAAACAAAAAUUGUCGGCAUCUUUAUUUACAUUAGGUAUAACUUGUGUAAACCAUUUCGUCAUAUUAUGUAAGCUUUUCAUUACCCACCAUACAUUUUUAUAAUUUCACUGUACUCAAAAUUCUCAAUUUUAUAUUUACAAAUGUUAUUUUAUCAAAAUAAAAAU